Raphanus sativus (radish) is the source of this 749-nucleotide messenger RNA. Its product is annotated as protein translation factor SUI1 homolog 1. The record is from RefSeq and is a predicted model, not a curated record. Gene Ontology annotation, molecular function: RNA binding; translation initiation factor activity. The coding region runs from base 199 to 540 and encodes 113 amino acids. Gene Ontology annotation, biological process: translational initiation. NCBI's taxonomy places the organism in Eukaryota, Viridiplantae, Streptophyta, Magnoliopsida, Brassicales, Brassicaceae. The transcript is spliced from 5 exons.
CCGAGAGAUAGAAGAUAUAUUUUCCGACCAAAAUAUCCACUCAUCUCCUCCUCUCAUUACUUUUGUCUGCACCGAAGCAAAAAGUUUCAGACUAUCCAAAUCCAGGGUUUCUUCUCCUACAAUCAGAUCAUCGAAACCCUACUUUUCGAAUCAGGUCUUAGCUUCUCCGUCGUUUGCCCCUCAGAUCAAUAAAGUUUCAUGUCUGAGCUUGAUUCCCAGAUCCCUACUGCCUUCGACCCGUUUGCUGAUGCGAAUGUUGAGGACUCAGGUGCAGGAACAAAAGAGUACGUCCACAUCCGUGUGCAGCAGCGCAAUGGUAGGAAAAGCUUGACAACUGUCCAGGGGUUGAAGAAAGAGUAUAGUUACAGCAAGAUACUUAAGGACCUCAAGAAAGAGUUUUGUUGCAACGGAACAGUCGUUCAAGACUCUGAACUCGGACAGGUUAUUCAGCUUCAAGGAGACCAGAGGAAGAACGUCUCCACGUUCCUAGUCCAGGCUGGGCUAGUGAAGAAGGACAACAUCAAGAUCCAUGGUUUCUGAGCUGCAUUGUCCCUAAGUCUGUUUGCCUUAUAUUCUGUUAUUAAGUGUGUAUUACUAUUGUUAUCCUUCCCUUUCCAAAACAUUUCCUCAAACUUCUUCUUUGAUCUCUUGUUGCUUGGUUUGUUUCGAUUUAGACUCGGUAAGAGACUAUCUUUUAUGUACUUGUUUGCUACUUGUUUAAUAAAUAGAUAUGAAAUUGUUGAAUAACA